This is a messenger RNA of Rosa chinensis, 1196 nucleotides long. RefSeq lists its product as uncharacterized. The record is from RefSeq and is a predicted model, not a curated record. The transcript is spliced from 2 exons. Bases 629 to 1084 code for a protein of 151 amino acids. NCBI's taxonomy places the organism in Eukaryota, Viridiplantae, Streptophyta, Magnoliopsida, Rosales, Rosaceae. Gene Ontology annotation, molecular function: metal ion binding.
AUCAAAUACAUGGCACUUUAGGGUUCGUGUAUCCGUGUGGUUGGUAUAAAGCCAGCUGCAUAUGCAUUCCACUUCAUCGACCACUAAAGCAGUCAUAACUCCACAUCCUCGAUCCACCCCAAUUAAGAUUUCUCAUAUGCAAAAGUAUCUUUAAUAUCAAAAUUAAGUACUGAAGCCGACCUCUAUAUAUGCAUACUUAAGCUAGCUUAGCUAGUGUGUGUGCGUGUAAUUAAAGCAGCAGUGAGCAUCGGAGAAAAAUGCCUUCUUCGAUCAUUCCUCAUCAGCCUAUAGCUUUAUUUUUGAUCCUUUUGUAAAGACUCUUAAGUAAUUGGAAUAUUGAUUAAUUUAGCUGAGAUCCACCACAUAUUUGAGACUCUAGUGAAUUGACCCUGGCCUCUAUAUAAAGCCUCACAGAAGAUGCAAGGGAUAAAGUUAUAAACCAACUCUUGCAUGGCUAUAGACGCUCGAUCUGUUAUCUGUACAUGCAUAUAGCAAUUAAGGUAGUUGAAAAUUAGAACAAGGGGAACCAGUACUCUUUAUUAGCUUGCAUGCAUGCACAAAUAUAAUCUGGAGUUUGUUAACUUGGAGUGAGUAUUAGUUCUGCUGGUACUAGCUAGUUGGAUUAAUCAUGGCUGAUAUGCAAAUCGUUCUGGCUUUAAAAACUAGUGUGGAAGCGCAGUAUGUGGAAAUGAUGGUUCCUCUUUAUUCUCCUGGGUGCGAGAAGAAAGUCAAGAAGGCCCUAUCCCACCUCAAAGGAAUAUACUCGGUGAACGUAGACUGCAGCCAACAAAAGGUGACGGUUUGGGGAAUAUGCAACAAAUACGAUGUGCUAGCCACAGUAAGGACCAAGAGAAAACAUGCUUGCUUUUGGAAUCCUGAAGACAACGAUAUUGAAGAGGACGGAGAGGAAGAAGCAGAGGUACCACCGACCGUGACGAUGUCAGAGUCAGACGACUCAACACCACCGAUUGCAAAAAGAAAGUACUUAUUAAGACAGCCUUCUUUAAAGGCUCUCACAAGGGUUCGCUCUUUGAGCUUGAGAGCAUGGAAGAAGGUCUUCACCAGGUCCCAUUCAUUCUCAUGAGUUAAUCAAUUUACAUAUACAGUAAAGUACUUCAAUGUCAACUCAUUGUUGUAAUUUGUAAAACAAGAUCGAUGAGAAGUAAUGCUAGCUCCUGCCGCUUAUUCCUCUCUUA